Thlaspi arvense is the source of this 11078-nucleotide messenger RNA. NCBI's taxonomy places the organism in Eukaryota, Viridiplantae, Streptophyta, Magnoliopsida, Brassicales, Brassicaceae. The record is from the annotation of a GenBank genome assembly.
AUGGCCCAACGAGAAAGUCUGCAAUUCUCUCCGUCGAAUCGAACCAUGGGCACGGAAGAUUUAUUCGACAAUGAUACAUUCGUCUUGUGGAACACGGAGGACUACCCACUCCCUUCUAGUGCCGACGAUCUUUGUUCUAUUCGCCCUAAAAUCGAAGAAGCUCUUUAUAGAAUGGGCUUUCGUGGGAGCGUGAAUAUCUGGGCGUAUGGUGAUCAUCUGAAGCACGGCGAAGAUGAGUUGAAGAAGGCCGGAAUCACUUACCACUUAUCAGAAAGGGGUUACAAGUCGGCUCUUGUCAGGAUGUCGCCUGAUUUCAAAAUUCCUCUGGACAUGAUUCCUUGGGCAUCAGCGAGUUAUGAUGUAAAUUUAGUGGUGAUCGCAAAACAGAGCCCAGGAAGUGAGUGGCACAGGGUUCUUCAGUGUUUGAAAUCCAGAAACCACACCGUGGUAGAGCCGCCUGAUGUCACCGCACACCAUUCUCUAGAAUCGCUAGUUGAAUGUACACGAGUUUUAGGUAAAGGAAAUCCUAUAAGUAACGAGGAGGAUGAUAUCCCCCAAACCUUGGAGGAUGUCUCCAAGAUCCAAGAUUUCUCCGAGCGUAUCACACCCGUCAAAGAGUAUAAUACACUCGUCUUCUGGGACGUCGUGGAUUGCCCAUUCCCUCCUCUUUGUUCCCAUCCUGAUGAGGUCUAUCGCAGAAUCGAGAAAUCUCUUCGUGAAAGGGGAGCUAUAGGUGAGAUAUCAAUCUGGGCUUAUGUUGAUGAGAAGAACGGGUCUUGGAGUGGCGAGUAUCUGCGUAACAAGACGUGGGAAACAAGAAUCUACUUUCUUCCCGGAGGGGCCUCGAGACCUGAAAGAAUGUUAAAUGACAUGUGUUUAUGGGAAAUGGACUGUGUUGUGGACGAUCCUGGUCGAGGAAAUCUGAUCGUAGUCUCAGAUCAAGCCAGAGAGGGCACGGAUUUCUCCACUAGACUAGGAUAUUUGAAGUCGAGAUCAUAUGUUGGCUUAAUAACUCCGACUCAGCACGUCAACACACCAGACAGCCCUGAAUGGCCAGGAUUGCUAUUAGACCAUUUUGGUUCCCAAUACGAACACUCACGACCUCCUCAUACAGAGUUUGCGGUCGAAGAAAUAAUACAAGUCUUCUGGAACUCGGAUGACUACCCAACCCCUCAAGGUUUCAAUUUUUAUCAUGUUGGUUCGGCUAUCGGUAUAUCUCUUGCGGACAUGGGCUUUCAUGGGAUGUCUGAAAUCUGGGCGUAUGGUGACCAUCUGAACCUCAGCACACAGGACUUGCGGGAGAUCGGAGUCGAGUACCACUUACCCGCAAGUUCAGGGGGUGACGGUUCGGCUGCUUUCAGAAUGCCUCUAGAUAUGCUUUUUUGCGCAGCCACGAGGGGAACAUCGAAAAAUUUGGUAAUCGCAAAACAGAGCCCAGAAGGGGAGUUGCGUAGGGUUGAGCAGUGUUUGAAAUCGAGAAACCACGCCCUUCUCGUAGUAGUUGACACCGCACAAGAAAGUCGAUUUUGGCAUGAACCAUCACUAGCAGCUUUAGGUGGAGGAAACCCUUUACAAGUUUUAAGCAAAAGUCUAGACAGUUUUUCUUAUUCUGAUGCUAGCUCCCAGUUCGAUAUCUCCAAGAUGGAAGAUUUCUCCGAGCGUAUCACACCCGUCAAAGGGGAUCAGACAGUCGUCUUCUGGAACUUGGAGGAUUGCCCGUUCCCUCAUUGUUCCGAUCCUGAUGAGAUCCAUCGCAGAAUCGUCAAAGCUCUUGGUGAUAGGGGUUUUAGAGGUGAGGUGUCAAUCUGGGCCUAUGUUGAUGAGAAUAACGAGUCUUGGGGCGGUGAGUAUCUGCGUAAGAAGACGUGGGAAACAAGAAUCUACUUUCUUCCCGGAGGGGCCUCGAGACUUCAUAGAAUGUUGAAUGACAUUCUUUUAUGGGAAAUGGACUCUCCUCGGGACCAUCCUCAUGCGACAGAUGUGAUCGUAGUCUCAGAUCAAGUCGGAGAUGACACGUUAUCCUUGCGGGUGCUUGGAUAUUUGGAAUCGAGAUGUUACCGUGUGUUCUUAGCAACUCCGACUCGGGACGUCAACAUACCAGAAAGCCCUGAAUGGCCUGGAUUGCUAUUAGAUGUAGCAUACCUUUUUGGUUCCGAAAGCGAAAGCUCAGAACCUAAUCCUAAAAGACAAAAAGAGGAUGCGGCCGAAGAAAGACCUUCUCUUCGUAGCCGUGCGUGUGCCCGUUUUGCGGAUGAGAUGGUUGCAUUGCAGCGUAUUUAUAUCAAUGCGCCUAAUAAAGCAACACGUCGGUUCUUGCGCCAGGAAAUCGAUCUUCGUUAUGCUGUUCCACUCGGGUUUUACCGUGCUGCUCUGAACUUUGGUGUAUCUGGGGGAAUCAUAUUUCCAUGGGGAAGCGGAUACAAGAGCAGAGCUUCUUCUGUGCCGGAGAGGUUCUUCGUGGGUGGAAACGUAUCACCUGUGUGUUCGUUGGGAGGACCAUCUGCGUCAUGGGGAUUCAAGACCAGGGGAUUAGGGCCUAACGAGCCAAGGAGGGAAGAAGCAGAGGAUGAGAGUGGUGACACAUAUGAGCGAGAUUUUGUGGGAGGAGAUGUUGCGGUCACUGCAUUUGCAGACCUUUCUUUUGAUUUCCCUCUGAGAUGGUUCAGAGACAGAUGAAUCCACUGUAUAUACAAACACUAAAUAAACCAAUUCAAGUUGGCUUCUUCAAUUCACAAACCAUCAUCUUACAUACAUACUGACACAUCAUUGUCAGUGUUCUUAAGGAAGAUCUGCUCCGCUAAAACUAAAAAUUACAAAAAAAAAAAAGGAAAAGGCAUCCUAAAGAGUUAAUCUAAUUUUUGUCCUACACAGAUUAGAAAUAGUAACAUCCCCCACUUCAAAUCUUCAAAGAGCAUCAGCUUCAAGAAAUAUUUCCUCCUUGCUUUGCUUCAUGCUUCUGCAACCUAUUUCUCCAAUUUAAUGACUGAACCACCUCCACGUUUCCGGUUCUUUGAUUUCUCAAUCUCUAAUUGCAUCUCCAUCAACAUGUUCAUUCGUCGUAACUCGAGCUCCUUUGCAACUUCCAUUCUUUGCUUCUCCAGUUCAAUCAUCAUCUUCUGCUUCUUAUCUUCGAUUCUCUCGUAAACUUCCCCGAACUUCAGAACUGCUCUAGCUACUUCCCUACACGCCGAUCCUUGGCUCAGAUCUUCUACCUCUUCCACACGGGGAUGCUUCCUUGCGACGAAUCCCCAGUCGCCAGUCUCGUCAUCGUCAUCAUCGUCGUCGUCAAGAGAGCUUCCCGUAGACUUGGAUCCGGUGAAGUUCAGAUUAUAGUUCAUAGAAGCUGAUUUGGCAGCUAAGCCUGCCGAUUUCUUAACCACGGGACCGAUCAGGACGUCGAGGCGGUCAAAGAAGCGCCAAGCAGACGGCGAGAGCUUGGCUUUCUCCGUCUUGUACUUCUUCUUCAGCGUAUCGAUCCGGUUCUUACACUGGACGUCGGUCUUGGGACGACCCUUACCGUGGCUCGAGUUCACGGCUGCGGCGACUUCCUUCCAGUCACUCUGUCGGAGGUUCCCGCAAUUGAGCCUGAGGUAACGACGGCCCCAGGCCUCGAUCAGCGUCUCCGUCGCGUCCUCGCUCCACCAGUCUUCUCGUCCACUCGAACGGGGAUGGUGAGGCUUUGUCUGCGUCGCCGGAGGAGGCGAUGUCGUCUCCAUUCGUGAGGAGGAGUGUUGCUGCUAACCGGAUGCUAACGUGCGCACCGGAGGUAAAUGAAUACAGCGUAGGAUAAGAUCGAACGGAAUCGAACAAAAAAACAAGAAAAAGGUUGGAGAGGAAUUGGAUGGGAGAGAGAGAGAGAGAGAAACGGGGAAUUGGGAUAAAUGGCCUGACAUUGAUGACCGGCGGUGACGUCAGCGACCGUAUGGGAAGAGACAGAGAGAGAGAGAGAGUUGGUCCCAACGGCAAUUUUGCCUUUUCUUUGUGUCAAAACUCUAAACCGAGAGCCAAAUCUCUGUUUCUUUUAACUCGUUAUUACUUCUUUAUAGUCUUUUGUGGGGAAAACCUCAAACUUUUCAUUUCUCUAAUAAGUUGAUUCAAUAUUUAUUACAAAAAGUUAUCUUAGUGGGCCCAGUUGACCCAAUGGUCAAAAUUAAAUAGUAUGGAAUACCUUUUUAUUUCAAUUCGGGCCUUCAGUUUUUAGUUCUUUCCCAUUUUAAUUCUUAGUUCAAAAUCCAGAUUUCCGUGCAUCGUGUAGUGAAGGUGUUUGAUUAAAUUCCUCUGAGACAAUCUCUCUUUCACUGGGCGAAAUAUUCCGACUUUCGAUGCUUUUCGUAAGUUAACUCGCUUGGCUGCUUUGAUCUCCACCUCCGGUUUCGAGUGACAAGUUAAUGAGAAAUGGGAAAUUGUGAAGACUAGGGCUUAGCCCCGAAGACAACGGGUAAAUAGCGGGAGAGUACAGUUCAACUUCACCAAUCUCCGUUGCCUGUUCGCGAAGCUCUCCGGAGAACAUGUCUCCAGGGGUUCGCCAGCUUACCGUCCUCGGAAAGUUCAAACCUUUCGGUCUAAUCGCCGAAGCUACCGACGGUAAACCUCCGGACGAUAAUGCUGCCGAUUCCUACCACUAUUUUCUCUUCGACCCUGAGCUCACCCGCCAGCGAGACGAUGCUGAUGGCAGUGAACCUAACUUCUCGCCGCAGAGAGAGCAUGAGCUCUUCAUCCGAGACGACCGCAUAAUCUGGACAUGCGGUUCACGCGUGCUCAAGCGGUUUACCUUGUCUUCUGUCAUCAUCAAGGCAUGCUGGAGUCGCUUGGGUCGAAGGGCAGACGCUUUUCUCUGUGUCUUACAAACUGGUUGUUUAACAAUAUACAAUACGUCAGGUGAAGUUGUAUAUGUUCCACUUCCACGUACUGUCAUAUCAAUAUGGCCUCUACCAUUUGGUCUACUUCUUCAGCAAGCUGCUGAAGCGAAUCCAUCCUCAUAUGUUCCAUUUUCGUCUGCUAGCCCCACCAUUGGUUCUCGUGAGAUGCUGCGCCACAGAAAAGAAGUUGGGAAUAUUUCACCACAGAACUUCCAUUCCCCAGUCGCACAUGACCAUAUUAGCACAAGAGACAUGUCUUACACGUCUUCCCAUCUGAUUCUAAGAGAUCCAUUAGAGGCACCUGGGGCAACCUAUCUAGAAGAGAGGGGAAAGUUGAACAUAAUGAAGGACUACGAUGAGAGAACAAUUUGGACAAGUGACUGUCUUCCUCUUAUGACCUCAUAUAACAAAGGUAAGAUGCAACAUUCUGUGUGGGCAGCCGAAUUUAUAGAUUCUAACCUCGAAGCUUCUGCUUCAUGUUCAAGCCGCGUUGUUCCCGAUGCCAAGCGAGUAUCUUUUCGCAGAAUAUGGCAAGCCAAAGGUGCUAAGAAAGCUGCAUCUAAGGUCUUUUUGGCAACUGAUGAAGCAGUCCCAGUAAUUUGUUUUCUGAUUCUAGAACAAAAGAAGCUGUUGUCGGUGGGACUCCAAACUGUUGAGAUCAACAAUGAAAUUCUUUUUGACGUUAAGCCUGAUAUAAGCUGGAGUGUCUCUGCAAUUGCUGCUGCACCUGUUGUGGUGACACGUUCUCAAGUGAAAAUAGGACUGCUUCCCCAUUUGGAUAUCAUUGUUUUAUCUCCAGAAAAUGACCUGUUUCUCUAUUCAGGAAAACAAUGCCUGUGUAGAUAUAUACUACCUUCUUGGUUGGGGAAAAGUCUUGUUUCUGGUGACAAAGAGUCUACAAAAACAGAUUCAGGUUCCCGGGACCUGAAGAUCACAGGAUUGUCUAAUGCUGUGUUGGGAUGCGUCAAUCUAUCAGUAAAUCAUUCACAGAUCUUUCGGUGUGCCUUAACUGGUAACCCUUCAUCCUCACUUGCAAAUGAUUGCAUAGCAGCCAUGGCUGAGGGCUUACGAUCCGAUCUGUACAAUUUGUUUCUCUCCCUUCUUUGGGGAGAUGGUUGUUCUGACCAGCAAGAUUCCAGUGUUUAUUUUGAAUGGGAAGCGUUAUGCAACAUUUUUCUGGGGAUUUGUCAAAAACCUACUGUUGUGCAUCUGAAGGAACCCAAAACACCAUCAGAGUCCUCCUGGGAGUUUCUUCUCAACAGCAAAUUUCAUAAGACCUACUCUAGGUAUCACAGUGGUAUAACCUCAAUCAAUCCUUUGGAUCUAGAAGGAAUUGCCCCAUUUGGUUCUAAGACUGGUAGUGGAGAAAUACCGGGCAACUCAUUUGAAUUGAUGGUCCAGAGUUUAGAUUGUCUUCAUGCAGUAUAUGAGAGUUUGAAGAUGGAUAAUCUACGGAAACAGGAUUUGCAUCGGUUAGCUGUUUUAUUGUGCAAUAUUGCCAAGUUUCUGGGUGAGAAAUGUUACUUGGAUCACUACAUACGUGAUUUUCCUCGUCUUUCCAAAAAUAUUAGGGCAUGCACAACCCUUUCUUCUAGAAGAAAACCUUCAAAUCUGUUCAGAUGGCUUGAGAACUGUUUAAGACAUGGAUGUUUAUCCACAAACCUUGAUGACCUCCCAGAUUUGAUCCGUAAAGAUGGGUGCUCCAUUGUGAGCUGGGCAAGGAAAAUUGUUUCCUUCUACAGUUUGUUAUUUGGUGACAAGCCAGUAGGACAGAAACUUUCGUCAGGUGUCCCCUGUAAUAUUGCGCCAGGAUCAUACUCUAGUAACGAGGAACUUGCUAUUUUAGCUAUGGCUGGAGAGAGAUUUGGGCUUCACCAACUGGACUUGCUACCUUCUGGUGUAUCUCUCCCGCUGCGACAUGCACUGGAUAGCUGUCGAGAAUCUCCUCCAGCUGACUGGCCAGCAAUUGCUUAUGUGCUUCUUGGUCGAGAAGAUAUGGCCCUCUCCGUCUUCAGAAAUUUGAUUUCAUACAAGGAAUUUGAGUUGCACUCAAAUACGAAUUUAAUAUCGAUGUCCAUACCGUACAUGCUGCAUUUGCAUCCAGUAAUUGUUCCAUCUGAGUCAAUUGGCUUGGAAAACACGAAGAUUGAGGAUACAAAUUCUGUGGAUGGUUCUGUGAUAGAUGGAAUGGAGCAUAUCUUCAACUCCUCUACGCAGCUACGGUAUGGUCGAGAUCUACGGCUGAAUGAGGUUCGCCGUCUUUUGUGCUCGGCACGACCUGUAGUAAUUCAAACGUCUGCUAACCCUACUAUAUCUGAUCAGGAGCAGCAACAGGACCAGCUUUGGCGCAUAGCACAGAGGACUGCUGUGCUUCCCCUCGGGCGUGGUGCAUUCACGUUAUCAACAAUACACACUCUUUUAACUGAGGCGUUUACUGUACCAAAGCUUGUUUUGGCUGGUCGGCUGCCUGCCCAACAAAAUGCCAUUGUUAAUCUAGAUCCAAACAUAAGGAAUAUCCAAGAACUUAAGACCUGGCCAGAGUUUCAUAAUGCUGUUGCUGCUGAGUUACGACUGGCUCCGCUUCAGGGAAAGGUCUCCAGAGCGUGGGUUAGAUACAAUAAACCUGGAGAGCCAAAUGCUGUUCAUGCUGGACUUCUGUUUGGGCUGGGAUUACAGGGAUAUUUGCAUGUGUUAAACCUUAGUGACAUAUACCAAUAUUUCACUCAGGACCAUGAGUGCACUACGGUAGGUUUGAUGCUUGGUCUGGCUGCUUCGUACCGGAGAACGAUGCAACCUGAUAUUACAAAGGCUCUCCUUUUCCAUGUUCCUACUCGAUACCAAGCUUCGUAUGCUGACUUUGAGAUACCAACACUUCUACAGUCUGCAGCUUUAGUCUCCGUUGGCAUUCUAUUUGAAGGAUCAGCACAUCUGCAGACAAUGCAAUUACUUUUGGGUGAAAUUGGCCGCAGAAGUGCAGGGGACAAUGUCCUUGAAAGGGAGGGUUAUGCUGUUUCUGCAGGAUUCGCACUUGGUCUUGUUGCUUUGGGCCGUGGAGGUGAUGCGCUUGGUUCCAUGGACUCCUUUGUCAAUCGUUUACUCCAGUAUUCGGGAGCAAAAGAGGAAAGAUCUUUCCUUGCACCAUCAAAUGAAGAUCACCGAAGUGCUCAACAGAUAACAGACGGAAGCACUUCCAAUGUUGAUAUAACUGCACCUGGAGCAAUAAUUGCUCUCACAUUAAUGUAUCUUAAGACGGAAUCAGAAUUCAUCUUCUCAAAGCUCUCUAUUCCACAAACACAUUACGAUUUGGAGUGUGUACGGCCUGAUUUCAUAAUGCUCCGUGUCAUUGCUAGGAACUUGAUAAUGUGGAGCAGGAUCCGUCCUACAUGUGAUUGGAUUGAGUCUCAAGUUCCUGAAGUUGUCAAAAAUGGUAUCAGCCACCUCCAAGAUGACAUGGAUGAUAUGUAUGAGGUGGAUGUUGAAGCCCUUGUGCAGGCAUAUGUCAAUAUACUGGCUGGGGCCUGCAUAUCACUAGGGCUGAGAUUUGCUGGUACAAGGGAUGGAAAUGCUCGUGACUUGCUUUACAAUUACGCUCUCUAUCUUUUGAAUGAGAUCAAGCCUGUUUCUGCUAUACCUGGAAAUACAUUUCCCAGGGGAAUAUCUAGAUACGUUGAUCGGGGAACGCUUGAAAUGUGUCUUUAUCUUAUUAUCCUUUCCCUUUCUGUGGUCAUGGCGGGAUCAGGAGACUUGCAAGUAUUUAGGCUGUUGAGAUUUCUCCGCAGCCGAAACUCUGCUGAUGGACACGCUAACUAUGGCACUCAAAUGGCGGUGAGCUUGGCCACGGGUUUCUUGUUUCUUGGAGGUGGUAUGCGAACAUUUUCAACAAAUAAUGGUUCACUUGCAAUGUUGCUUAUCACUCUCUACCCACGGUUGCCUUCUGGACCAAAUGACAAUCGGUGUCACCUGCAGGCAUUCAGGCAUUUAUAUGUCCUUGCAACAGAAGCUCGUUGGCUGCAGACUAUCGAUGUCGAUUCCGGUCUGCCUGUGUAUGCCCCUAUAGAAGUCACAGUAAAAGAGACAGAAAUUUAUUCAGAGACAAGAUUUUGCGAGGUUACACCGUGCAUUUUGCCAGAGCGUGCUAUUCUAAAGAGAAUAUCUGUCUGUGGUCCCCGAUACUGGCCACAACAAGUUGAGCUUGUCCCAGAAGAGAAACAUUGGUGGAGCUUUGGAGACAAGAGUGAUCCGUUCUGUUCUGGUGUUAUAUAUGUCAAAAGGAAAGUAGGAGCUUGUUCGUAUGUUGAUGAUCCAGUUGGGUGUCAGUCACUGCUUUCACGAGCAAUGCAUAAGGUUUUUGGUUUAAGAACUCUGGACGAAUCUGAUGUGCUUGCUAACAGUCACAGAGAACUGGAUUCUGAUAGCGUUGAUCACUUGGUCAGCACUUUCUCAUCUGAUCCAAGCCUAAUAGCCUUUGCACAGUUGUGUUGUGACAAAUCUUGGAAUGAUAGAUCUGAUUCUGAUUUCAAGGAGUUCUGUCUACAAGUGUUGUUUGACUGUAUAAGCAAGGAUAGACCAGCUCUUUUACAGGUUUAUUUAUCUUUGUAUACAACCAUUGGUUCUAUGGCUGAGCUGCUUGUCAAAAGCGAAUGUAACGUGUGUGAUUCACUUUCCAUCUCAAGCCUCAAGGUUGCUCUUGCGUACAACGAGGCGGUAUCAAGUGGAAGAUUGGCCUCAUCAGGUGGCUUUGUUCAAUCAAUCUUUCUGGCAUCACUAGGAAAACGGUGUGAAGAGAUUUUGAAUUGCUCAGGCAAGCUGAAGAUUGAUCUGAGAAACUAUUUGACCUCAGAAGCAUGGCCUGAUGAUUCUAACUCAGGGUUGCAGAAAGAUGUAAUCCUUCUCUCAUGGUAUUUAAAAUGGUUCAGUGUACCGUCUCCAUCGAUCAUCAAAGCAGCAGUGGAGAAGAUCAAAUCCAAGUUCAAGAUCUCAACUUCGGCUAUACCUUUGUUACGAUUGUUGUUACCAAUUACGCACAUCAGUGCGAUUAGUGAAAUCGACAAGGUCUUUUUCUCCUCGAGUGAAACAACUGCAUUGUGAAACACAAGAUUUGCUUCUUUUAUUUAUUAUAAUGGCUGUUAAUUAGCAGAUGAAUGCUUUGAGCAAUGAGAAACUAACAACAACUUGUGAAAACCAUGGCCAAAUGCAGUACACGUUCUGUUGUCAUUAGUGUCUCUCUGAGUCAAAUCAGAAUAAAAAAAAACGUAUCUCCACUUGGUAAACAAACCUCACCUUUACGACGACUGUAGGCACGCUCCUCAUCGCUGUCUCUAUCACCAUUCUCAUUCCCAUUCUCUGCAUAACCAUCAUCCUCAAGGACCCUUCCCACGUGUCUUUUUGAAGUCUCCUCGUCAUCUGAGGGUUCACUCAUCUCCUCUACUUUUCUUGCUGGGUUAUAACAUUCCAUUACAUAGUCUUGAGCGUUUGAAUCUUCAGAGCCGUAUCCUGAUUCACGUGCAUGUUCAUCGCGGCAGAAACCUUCUCCAUCCUCGACUUUGACAAGAGGAAACUGGUUCUUGGGACUGAUCUCUUCCUUCACAUGGACAUGAUAAUAAACAUCAUAAACGUAUUCUUCCUCCUUGGUAUGACUAGAAUGGAUGUUAUCACCAUCAGCUUCAAUCUCUUGCGCUGCUGUUGGAACAAACUCUCUGAGAAGAGGCAAGUAACGAGACAGAUUCCUCUGUUCCUCCAAGGAUUUAGACUCCGCUGCAUUAAGAAGCUCUGGUCUUUCAUCAUCAUCAACGCGAAUAACGUCAUGAAAACGACACUUGUGAUCAUGAAGCUCUUUGUUUCCCUUCAUACUCCCCCGUAUUUGCUUAAACCGAGCAUUCUCUAUAGCCCUCUCUUCCCGAUCCUCAAAAUUUCUCUCACUGCAACUUAGGUCAGACUCGAAGAAGGAGUUGAUAAUUUGGGUUGUGGUUUCACAGUCAGAGACUGUCUUCAGAUGCCGCACGAUCACAUUCUUGGUCCGUUUGAGUGGUCCUUGGUCUAUCUCUAACCAGAGAGCAUCGAGCAGAGACUGUUCCAAUUUACGCUUAACCCUAACAAUCACCGGAUCCAUGAAGAAACCGCCUCUGAUUAUAGAAUUCCUAAGGCAACAACACUGUGAGGUUUCAGGAUCCUUCUUGCGUCUCCCCGAUCAACUCGAGUCUCUAAAGAUUAUGCGCGAGA